Messenger RNA from Cokeromyces recurvatus, 756 nucleotides. RefSeq lists its product as uncharacterized. Bases 1 to 756 code for a protein of 251 amino acids. Lineage: Eukaryota; Fungi; Mucoromycota; Mucoromycetes; Mucorales; Mucoraceae. The record is from RefSeq and is a predicted model, not a curated record. The transcript is spliced from 6 exons.
AUGCCAGCAAAGUGUUGUUGUAUUAUACCUUUAAGAGGAGGCGUGAUUAUUAGUGGUAUCAUUUUACUUCUUGUUUCAAUUGCACUUUUAGGGGCUACUUUUACUCAUAAAAAUCCUAUGAUUAUUCAUCUUUCUAUAACUCAUGUCGUUCUUCCCUGGAUCUAUAUUGGAUUUUAUAUUGCUGCUGCUGUUGUUGGUUUAUUUGUCCUAUUUUCGGGUGCAGUGGCCAAGUUGAGCAUGAUGAGAUUAACAAAGAUUUUAUUUUAUUUAUUAUUAUUUCUCUUGACAAUUUGGGAAGCCAUUUCGUUUAUUUUAUCUUUGACAAAUCGAUCCAAGUCGUUAGCUGCUUGUGAAGAAGUGAAUCCUUCUUCAUCAAGUACAAAUAAUGAACAACCACAAUCCAAUGCGACAGUAACUAUUGGUGGAUAUUCAACGACAUUUUUGGGAAUGGAACCAGGUAAUACCUAUGGCUUAGCAAAUUGUGGACAAGCAGUUCAAGCAGAUGUUAUUGGUAGUGCUAUUAUGUUAUUUGUAGGACAGUUAUUUAUGUUUUAUGCAUGUACAAUUGUUGGAUCCUAUACUUCCAAAUUAAGGGAACGUAAAUUAGGUCAUCGUUUACGGGACCUUGAAUGGGAUGAUAAUUUAGAUGAAUUAGCAGCAAGUUAUCGUGCAGAUGCCCAAAAUGCACCCAAAUAUCCAUUAUCUGAUUUAAGUGAAAAAAAGAAGGGAUUUCUAAAUAAAUUUCGUAGAAAAUAA